AUGACUGACAACGAGCAGCAGAAUGGUCCCUCAGAGGAUCAACCUGUGGAGAAGACUGCAAAACAGUUGGAGAAAGAGGCGAAGAAAGCCGCAAAGUUGGAAAAACUUAAGGCUAAACUUGAUAAGCAGAGUACAGCGCCAACUGUGCAGAAAGAUAAACUUGAGAAAAAAGCGAAAGAAACAAAAGAAAGUGCAGUGUACACAGGUAACACGGCACCAGGGGACAAGAAGGACAUUGCAGGAUCUAUGCCGGAUGCAUACAGCCCCAAGUAUGUGGAAGCUGCCUGGUAUGCUUGGUGGGAGAAGCAGGGCUUUUUCAAACCAGAAUAUGGAAGAAAAUCCGUCCUAGAUCCAAACCCAAAAGGCAAGUUUGUGAUGGUGAUCCCACCGCCCAACGUGACAGGCACGCUGCAUCUAGGACAUGCUCUCACCAAUGCUGUUGAAGAUGCAUUGACAAGAUGGAAUAGGAUGUCAGGCCGCACGACGUUGUUAAACCCAGGUUGUGAUCACGCCGGUAUCGCUACUCAAGUUGUGGUGGAGAAGAAAAUAUGGCGCGAAGAGAAAAAGACCAGACACGAACUUGGCAGAGAGGAGUUUAUCAAGCGUGUUUGGCAUUGGAAAAAUGAAAAAGGUGACCGUAUCUACGAGCAACUCCGUUCACUAGGCUCAUCCUACGACUGGUCCCGCGCCCGCUUCACCAUGGACCCGUCAAUGUGCCGCGCCGUCAACGAAGCGUUCAUACGAUUGCACGAAGCGGGAGACAUCUAUAGAGCUAAUCGAUUGGUUAACUGGUCAUGUGCAUUGAAGAGUGCUAUUUCGGAGAUUGAAGUGGAUAAGCUGGAGUUAAAAGGACGGACUAUGUUGGCCUUGCCUGGAUAUGACCAGAAGGUAGAGUUCGGUGUACUAGUGCACUUUGCGUACAAAGCAGAGAACUCAGAUGACGAAAUAAUCGUAGCCACCACUCGAAUUGAGACCAUGUUGGGUGAUGUGGCUGUCGCUGUGCACCCUAAAGACCUAAGGUACAAACACAUGAUCGGCAAAAAUUUAGUGCACCCGAUAUUAAAAAGGAAAUUGCCAGUCAUAGCCGAUGAAUAUGUGGACAUGGAAUUUGGAACCGGCGCUGUCAAAAUCACUCCUGCGCACGAUCCUAACGACUUUGAGAUCGGCAAAAGACACAAGCUGCCGUUCAUCACCAUCUUGGACGACGAGGGCAAGAUGCUCGACAACUGUGGACCUUUUGCAGGUAUGAAACGCUUCGACGUGCGUCGUGCAAUAAUAAAGACGUUGGAGCAACAAAAGUUAUAUCGCGAAACAAAAGAACACGCGAUGAUCGUCCCACAGUGCAGCCGCUCGAAAGACAUCAUUGAACCGAUGCUUAAGCCCCAAUGGUACAUUCGUUGCGACAAAAUGGCAGCGGAUGCAAUAAAAGCUGUCAAAACGGGCGAACUCAAAAUCAUCCCAGAUGUGCACGAGAAGAUCUGGUAUCGUUGGAUGGAGAAUAUCCGCGAUUGGUGCAUUUCGAGACAGCUAUGGUGGGGGCAUCGUAUUCCUGCAUAUAAAGUGACGUUGCCAGAAGAACGGGAAGAGGAGGAACCGUCGAUCGGCGUAAGCAAGUCGGCCCCGCGGCGUCGGCGCACGCGGUCCGGCCGCAAGAAGAGCGCGCGCAUCCGCUGCCGCGCACGCGCGUCUAUCUCGCGCGGUACUUUUUCAGAAGACGAACUCUGGGUGUCAGCACACACAGAAGACGAGGCUCUCGUCAAGGCAGCUGCCAAGUUCAACAUCACCAAAGAAGAAAUCACGCUUAACAGGGACGAAGAUGUUCUGGACACCUGGUUUUCUUCUGGAUUGUUUACCUUUUCUAUAUUUGGAUGGCCGGAUAACACGGAAGAUUUACAAGCAUUCUACCCCGGUACAUUGUUAGAAACAGGACACGAUAUUCUCUUCUUUUGGGUAGCAAGAAUGGUGUUCUUCGGACAGAGACUUAUGGGAAAACUUCCAUUUAAAGAAGUGUACCUGCAUCCAAUGGUGCGCGAUGCACACGGACGAAAAAUGUCCAAGUCUCUCGGCAACGUUAUAGACCCUGUGGACGUAGUCAGAGGGGUGACUUUGGAAGAACUCCAUGCGCAGUUGCUAGAUUCCAAUUUGGACCCACGUGAGUUCGAGAAGGCUAAAGCUGGACAGAAACAGGACUACCCAAAUGGUAUACCCGAGUGUGGCACUGAUGCCCUUAGGUUCGCCCUCUGCGCUAUGACGCAAGGCCGCGAUCUGAACUUGGACAUCCUGCGCGUGCAGGGCUACCGAUUCUUCUGCAACAAACUCUGGAACGCUACCAAAUUCGCUUUCAUGUACUUCCCUAAGGACACUACAUACGAGGUGCACCCACCAUCUCUACCCGCAGACCUGUGCUCGAUGGACCGCUGGAUGCUUAGCCGAGUGGCCUUGGCCGUGGAAAAAAUUAACACUAGCUUCCAGAAUUACGACUUCCCGGCUGCUACCACGCAUUGCUACAACCUUUGGCUUUAUGAUCUCUGUGAUGUUUACUUGGAAUACCUUAAACCAGUAUUCGCGCAAGGCAGUGACGCGCAGAAAGAAGCAGCAAGACGUACUCUGUACACCGCACUCGAAUACGGCCUCAAACUGCUGAGUCCAUUCAUGCCUUUCAUCACAGAAGAGUUGUACCAGAGGUUGCCGAAACGGGAUACUUCCUGCCCUUCGAUAUGCGUUGCAAGUUAUCCUCAAGAAUCCGAUGCCCCCUGGCGGUCAGAGCCUCUCGAAUCAGACGUCGAAACCGUUCUCAAGAUGAUCCAUCUGAUCCGAUCCACCCGUUCAGAGUAUAACCUUGCCAACAAACAGAAGACCUUGGUACACCUUGUAAUUAGUCAGGAGUUGGAAGUAGAGAAGCUGAAGGAUCUCUUCAGGAGUGUACAGUCUCUGGCCAACAGCGAACUGUCCGAUGAAGAACCCCCUAUUGGAUGUUCGAUUUUGACUGUUUCAGAUAAGAUUGAAGUGCAUUUGGUACUCAAGGGCCUGAUAGACCCACAAAAAGAAAUAGCCAAACUGGAUAAGAAGAAAGAAUCUUUAACCCAAACAAUAAACAAAUUGCAACAAGCAAUGGCGGCGGAAGACUACACAACGAAAGUACCCGAUGAAGUCCAGAAAACCAACACUGAAAAACUUACUCAGUCACUGGGUGAAAUGGAAAGACUGCUUAAAGCUGUUGAAACAUUAAAACUCAUGUGAAAUAGUGACAUUUCUAACUUAGCCAAUCUAUUUCUUAACUUACUUUUUUCGUUAUCGUGAUUUUUUUGACGUUUCGUUAUAGAACGACAGUCGGAAUUCACAAGCAUAAUUGGCACUCAUCGAGUAUAUAACCAGAAAUUGAGACUAAAUAAGGGUCUGGCAACUCAUCAGGUAAAUGGGCCUUAUAUCACUUUUAAAUAUAAACUCUCGUUUGCGCUGAAAUCUCAAAAUUAGAAAACUGAAAUAGUACGUGUGCACGUCUCCAUAUUUUCCAAAAAUAUUCUUUAUUUAUUGUAAUAAAGAUAAUAUCUGUAACAAUAGGGAAUGUUUCGGCGGCCUGGGAAAAACAACAAAACAUCUAAUUAUAAAACAAACGGAAUCACAUUUAU
Molecule: messenger RNA, 3629 nt
Organism: Hyposmocoma kahamanoa
Lineage: Eukaryota; Metazoa; Arthropoda; Insecta; Lepidoptera; Cosmopterigidae
Gene: ValRS
Product: valine--tRNA ligase
Exons: 19
Coding region: 1-3240 (1079 amino acids)
Biological process (GO): valyl-tRNA aminoacylation
Cellular component (GO): cytosol
Molecular function (GO): valine-tRNA ligase activity; aminoacyl-tRNA deacylase activity; ATP binding
Source: RefSeq, a predicted model, not a curated record